Messenger RNA from Arabidopsis thaliana (thale cress), 801 nucleotides. RefSeq lists its product as uncharacterized. Bases 1 to 801 code for a protein of 266 amino acids. Lineage: Eukaryota; Viridiplantae; Streptophyta; Magnoliopsida; Brassicales; Brassicaceae. The record is from RefSeq and is marked reviewed. The transcript has 3 exons.
AUGAGCGUGUUCUUGGGCCAUCAUAGAAACAUAGAUAGGGUCGAAAACGGAACGAAAAACGAAACUUUACGACAGCUUUUUCGUACACGUUCACUUGCAUCACAUACACAAGUGCUCUCUGAACCGUGCAAUAAGCUUUUUAGGUUAUGCAAUAGAAGGGAGGCAACGCUCUGGGCUUGCAGAAAUGAAUGGAUCAGAAAGAAGGGGGCUGGAUUCAAUUUCCAGGCCGGGCGGGAGGUGAAGACCAUAAGAGAAGAUUGCCCUCCCGGCAAGGAAGAGAGGAAAAAGGCGCUUUCUCAAAGCAGAGGAGGAAGGGUGGGCAGAAGGUACCACGAGCCCUCUGUCCCACACAUCUAUCCAGAAGCAAGUGUAGUUCACCGGUUCCACCGAAUGCUCCUAUCUCUCGGCAAAGAUCGUGUGAGUGUGCAGUUAUGCUUCGGAUGCUUCGCAAUAGAUCGACCCAGUUCCCGUUCUUUUCCGGUGCACUCGCUUUAUAUCUCCGAUACACAAGGAAGGACGCGGUGGGAAGGAAGCAGCCCUAGCCUCUGUCCGGCCGAUCAUUCCGCUGGCAUCUUGCAUUCACGCCUCCGUUUGACUGCCGCUCGGGGAUGUAGUUGUAGAUACGUUAGUCAACGUGGGUCGUUAGCUCCACCUGUUCUCUCCUUCUACGACAUGCUGUUGUUGUCGUCAUAUUCCAUAUGUCACUUAGUCAUCUCUGCCUCGCUGCGGGUCAGCACCUCCGAAAGAAACGGAGGACUUCAUUCAGUGACUCCGCGAUCGCCCUCUGAACGAUCAGAAUAA